GAAAAGGGGUGCGCGACGGGAGGCCACAGAGAUAGAUUGUGUAGAGCAGUCGGCUGUAAUUACCAGUUCAUAAACAUAAUUAAUUACAUUCAUUUGGACUUUCUGUGUGUUCCCAUUCGGGUUUUGAAAGCGCGUCAUGUCGUUGAAAUAGCUUUAAAUCUUUUUUUAUGGGCGGAAAUGUAAGUUAAACGUCCCCUUCGCUCCGCGUGUGCUCGUCUAUGCGGUUCGCUUCUAUGCGGUCGCCGCUGUGGCUAUUGUUUUGAUUAGGAAAAUCAUUCGUAAAAAAGGCACGGCGAAGGAUUACGAGACCCCGAGGGCUUUUUUUUUUUUCCCAGGGAGCAGAAACCGCAUCCAGGAUGCAGAGACUCACUUCCCACGUUGUGAUUCAGAAGAGGUCGUAAGGUUAAGACAAAAGGAUGUUGUUCCUAUUUUUUUAACUCAACCAGGGCUGUAUUCUUAAGUCGACAUGCUUUAUUCAUUUUUUUUAAAGAUUCCAAUCAAAAAUAUUGUCAUUUCAAGCUCAGAUUUCAUCAGUGAGUAAACAGAUUUUUUCAGAUUUUUUGACUAUAAAUUUUAUUUAAAGCUUAGCUCGACAAAAUAAAAAACAUAUUUAUUUUUCUUCCAGACAGUAUGUGCCAUUCUCUUGUCUCUAAUUAAGAGGCAGUUCCACAACACUACUUUCUCCUGUUGAAAAUAAGCUAAAUUAGAGUCUGUGGUUUUUUUGUUGUUGUUGCUUUCACUUGCUCAAUAAUGAUUGAUGGCAUCAAAACGUUUCUAUUAGAGGAAACGGGGCCGGCCAAGAGGAGGUUUGGAGCCAAGACUCAGGGGGAGUUUGCAGAACAAGGUUGAAACCGUUGCAGAGGGAACAGUCUGCGCUCUAUUUCCUGGCCGGGCAGCAUCCCUGGUGACAACCCCUCGGUCCAACCCUGGCUCAGAACAUGCUUAACCCAUCUUCACCGGGUGGAAAUAUGUGUCCUCGUUUUUAAUUGAUCCCACUCCCCUAGAUAGCAAAGCCUUUAACUAACCACUAACCUUUCCAGAUCACAUAUUAAUACCAGUUAGGUACUGGUUUGAGAUUUUCCUAUUCCAACACCUCCGUCUUGUUUUCCUGCUGAUCUCCCCCGUUGUCAUAGAAGUCAUGGAUGAGCAGACAGGCUCUCCAGGAACCAAUGCCGACAACAACAGCCAGAGAAAUGGAGAUGAGAAGCCCCGACGUGGCAGCUGGACCAAAGGGAGGAAGAGGAAGAAGCCGAUGAAGGACUGCAACGCACCCAAGGCCCCCCUGACGGGCUACGUCCGCUUCAUGAACGACAGACGGGAGCAGCUCCGGGCGGAGCGGCCAGACGUGCCCUUUCCAGAGAUCACCAGGAUGCUGGGCAACGAGUGGAGCAAGCUGCCCCCCGAGGAGAAGCAGCGGUACUUGGACGAGGCGGAGCGAGACAAGGAGCGCUACAUGCGCGAGCUGGAGAAGUACCAGAAGACGGAGGCCUACAAGCAUUUCACCCGGAAGGUCCAGGAGAAGCAGAAGGGCAAGCGGCACCAUGGAGAUGUUGGGCACCAGUUAGCCAACGAGGCUCUUCACGAGGAUGCGGAAGGGAAGGACCGAACCGUGUUUGACAUUCCCAUCUUCACGGAGGAGUUUCUCAACCACAGCAAAGCGCGCGAAGCGGAGAUGCGGCAGCUGCGUAAGACCAACAUGGAGUACGAGGAGCGCAACGCGGCGCUCCAGAAACACGUGGAGAGCAUGCGCGGGGCGGUGGAGCGGCUGGAGGGCGACGUGAUGCAAGAGAGGGGGCGCAACGGGCUCCUGCACCAGCACCUGGAGACGCUGCGCCAGGCGCUCACCUCCAGCUUCUCCACCGUGCCUCUGCCAGCCAGCGGAGAGACGCCCACUCUCGACAGCAUCGACUCCUACAUGAAGAAGCUCCACAGCAUCAUCGUCGGCUGCCCCCAGGAAAACGAGCAUCUCAUUAACACUGUGAGGGACGUGGUCAACCGCUUGGACAGAUAAUUGGACCAAGUCCCACCGAUUUGAUGGAUUGAGAGUCCCGGCGCCGUUCGGUGGGGGCCGCCGCUCCUUGACGGUGAAUCUUCCCGUCAGUCUGUCGUCCCGAUUUUGAUUUUUUUUUUUUUUAAACAUCUUUUUAUUACUCCUUGCGAAGGUCUCAUAUAUUUAUUUAUUAUUGUUUUACAUUUUAAAGAAAAACCUCUGUUCUCACUUAAAUAUAGCUGUAGUUUUUGUUUUGUAAAAUACUCAAAUGGUAGGACAUGAAAGAGUUUGAUGUCGCUCGUUUGCUCCUGUUCUGUCAAUUUCUAGCAAAAAAUGCUUCCGCAGCGGUGUCUAAAGCGUCAUCAAAGAUGGGGGGGGGGGGGGGGUUCGAUGAAAGAAGAAGAAGAAAAUGUGUCGGUGGGUUUUUGUGUUCACCGCGUCCGAGAAUACUGUCGAGCAGACUUUUGCUUUUAUUUUUUUUUUCAGAAUCUGUCGAAGAAAAAAAAAAAAAAAA
This is a messenger RNA of Cyclopterus lumpus (lumpfish), 2504 nucleotides long. It is a transcript of the gene hmg20a, whose product is annotated as high mobility group 20A. Gene Ontology annotation, cellular component: nucleus. Bases 1139 to 2011 code for a protein of 290 amino acids. Lineage: Eukaryota; Metazoa; Chordata; Actinopteri; Perciformes; Cyclopteridae. The transcript is spliced from 9 exons. The record is from RefSeq and is a predicted model, not a curated record. Gene Ontology annotation, biological process: regulation of gene expression.